Messenger RNA from Chrysemys picta bellii (western painted turtle), 1884 nucleotides. The record is from RefSeq and is a predicted model, not a curated record. NCBI's taxonomy places the organism in Eukaryota, Metazoa, Chordata, Testudines, Emydidae.
UUGGGGGCGUGUCCCCCGCACGGGCCCGGCAGGGGGCCGGGCUCUGGCACAUCCCUGCAGCCGCCACCGCCGUGCGCCGUGUGGACGGAGCCCGACUCGGGCCUGGCGAGCGGGGUUUGCAGCCGCUCGCUGCCCGCCGCGGGAUAAAUGCGCCAGGGGCGGCGCGGGCGCCCCGGGCAGUGAGGGGGAGGUCGGCCGGCCCCGCGCUCUCCACCCCCGGCGGGGCCUGCGGGCGGCCCCAUGGCUUUCACCCGGAAGAGGCGGCAGGAGCAGCAGCUCUACUCCAAGGAGAGGUUUUCGCUGCUCCUUCUUAAUCUGGAGGAAUAUUAUUUUGAACAGCAUACGGCUAAUCAUAUUAUAAACACAGACUGCAGAGAUGAAAGGAAAAUCAGAGGUUCACUAAAAAUCUGCUCAAAAUCAAUUAUUUUUGAACCAGAUGAGAAAAUCCAGCCCAUUAUUAAGAUCCCAUUGCGAGACUGUAUUAGUAUAGAAGCACCAGAAGAUAAUGAAGCAAAUAAUCCUUUCACCUGGUAUACACCUGGAGUGAUUUCUGUUGUAUCCAAUCAGGUAAGAAAAACAUAUAACAAAUUCAUGGUUCAUAACUAAGAAAAGUUUUUUCUAGGAUUUCUUUAAGCAUUUUCAAAAAACAAUAUUGGACACAAUGAACUAGAAAAUAAUAUGCCACAUUACCGUUCUUAGCAUCUUUCAUAAAUAAGUAAAUACAGAAAAAAAGAAAUGUUCAACUCAAACUUAGUUGACGUUGACAUGUUGAGGGUAUCUCUUGAAUAGAUGGUAAGUCAGAUACGAUAAAUUUACCUCCAAGCUCAAUUGCAAAUUGCCUAGUAAAGAUAAUAUUUUCAGAAAUGAAUGGAUACAGGAGGAUCACUUUUAUCAUUAAAAACCAAGGGAGGUGUAUUUCAACUUUGAUACUUCUUGUUUUGGUCUUUCUAUAUCUCUUGCAGUUUUUCUGACUCUCCACUACCAUCAUGGCUUGCUUACAUCUGUCUUUUCAAAGAUUCAAGUGGAAAACUCAGUUCAAAGAUUGGACUCUACUGUGUGUGCAUUUAAAAUUUUCAGUAACUGAACAUGAAGUAUGGAAGUAAUGUUAGAGCAUGGAAUGUCUUGGAUAUAGUUAAUUCAAAUUUGCAAAUAAUGUUCAACACUCUAAGCUUCAUUUAAAAAAAUGGAGCGGAUCUAAAGAUUUCAAAAUUAGAAAGACUUCAACAAAAAAUGGACACACUUUUCAUGAAAUCUUUUGAGAAAAAAAUUCAACCCAUUUUCAUUUUGGUCCACUGGUAGAUUUCACACUUGUAAUCUUGUUUUUGCCCUAAUAAAGAACAAAUUGCUACAGUUGAAAAUUAAUUUGGGCAGGUCACUAGACUGUCUACAUGGGAAAGUUGUACUAGUUAUACUGAUGUAGUUAUACCCAGUACAGUUAGUUAUUCUAUUUUCAGUGUAGAGCUGCUGUGAAAAUGGCAUUAUGGGUCCAUGGCAACAACUUCUAUAUAAAAUGUCCUCUGUUUACAAAUAUAAAGAUGCCUUUCUAACAACCAGUCCUGCAAACUCAGUCAGGUCCCUAAGAGUGGAGCUAUGUUCUUUUCCUUUUCGUCCCCACACUCUCCUGUUAAAGUUGUGAAGAACAAAACACAUUAGCCCAAUCUGUAGUCCAAGGAGGAUUCCUCUUGCAGUAUCUCAAAAACAUCUUUUAUAAUAGAAAGUGUUCGGCAAACUAAAUAUGAGGUAGUUAGGUGCUACCAUCUCCUUCCUAUAACACUGCUCUACAGCCAAAAUGCUUCUGAAAUAAAUGUAGUCAAACUUUACUAAUUCUGGGUCACUGAGAACGAAAAUGAUGCUUAAAAUUGUUGUUUGGCUCUAGUUUUCAAG